UGACGUCAGGAGUUCAGCCUUCAUUCAUCGAGGGGCUGGUUUGAGGAGUGCUGGGAUUAUUUUCAACAUUGCCAUGUUUUAAUGCUGUCUUUCAGGUGAAAAACCUCGCUAUUAGUUCUUGCAGUGUCAACAGACUGAACCGGAUCAGCGUCAUGUCUGCGGAAGCUGAGGCAAGUUCUCCGGUAAGUUUAACUCGUACUGACCUGAUGGUUAGCAGCAUGCAUGAAGCACCUUCACAGAGCGCCAUUUCCGCAUUUGCUGUCAUUAGGAGCGUGAUGAUUGGUUCCUCUUUGCGUCAGUCACACAGUUUUGUUCUCCUAUUGGACGCGAAGCUGUCAGCGGUUUACACCGAGGAGCUAGAAAAGGCAAAUGAACAAGUUAAAAGCCUUACGGUGAAAUAACUUAGUUUAGACCUCCUAGUUGAUUCGGUGGCCAGUGUUUGUACGCCUCUUUGUCGAACUGUUAAGUGUGUGAGUGAAAAUAAGUAAAAACAUAACGCAGAGAUCAAUAAGUAAAAACAUAACGCAGAGAUCAAAUCAGAGGCUAUGUUUACGUUACCGUAUACUGUGCAGUCUAACUUCAUAACCACUGACGCUUUUCAUGUACCGCAUCUUUUUGCUCUCUCUUUAACGACAUUUGGCGAAAAACACACGGAUAUACUUAUGAUCUUUUCCCCUAUUAAAGAUCAUUUGAUUCCCCGGUUCGAGCCAAGUCUGACCCGCCCACCGAUCAUCAAUGCUUUUUUGGUGGAAAAUAGUGCGCAGUUUAACUGUAACGAUAUAUUCUAUGAAACGAUCCAACACAGAAAAAUACAAAAGUUCAUCAGGCUCAGCUCUGUUUGCUACUGUUACUGUCAGGCCGAAUGAAAGACUAAAGAAUUAUGGCAAUUGUUCUACUUUAAUAAACCUUAAUAAAACCUAAAGUGUCUUUUACCUGAAGUAAAGCAAAUAAACAUUAAAUGCUUAUAUUUUUAAUGCAGUUUUGACAUAGAUAUGGACAAUUAUGAUGUGGUGACGUGUCUCUGAAAGACAGUGGCCAAUAAUAAAUAACAGGGAAACGUAACAUCUAAGCAUACAGUUGUGGAUUCAGUUAAAUUAGGGGCAUAUAUCAGUCAUAAAUUGACUGAUAGUUUGAUAAAUAUUUAAUAAUUCACCCCGAUUAUAAUAUUAUAUAAGCGGCACAGUUACUAGAAGUGGGCUUGAAACGGAUGCUGACAAACUGCUCCCUAUUCUCCCUUACUUGUAUAAAAUGUGGUCUGAAUCUUGCCUGUAGAUAAAAGCGCUGAAAAAAUGUUUCAAUACUACUUAGAGAAACACUUAGUUACCUGCUACUUGGGAGGAUUGUUGAGGAAAGGCCUUACAAAGUAUGUCAGGGUGACAUUUAUUGAACAACUACAGAGGAAGUUGUUUCUGGUUUUAAAUCUAUAAGUGGCUUUACAGAGAGUGAGAUUGAACCCUUUUGUCUGGUUUCUCUUUAGUCCUCACAGGACGGGAAAGGAAAAGCCAGUCGUGUGAUCAGGAUGGGAACCCGUCAGAGCCAGGUACAGAAACACUUUUUUUUUUUAAAUCACCAGUCUAAUUUCUAAAUAUUUCACUUGUUUGAGGGUCUGCAUGUUUGGCGUUUAUAUAUUAGUGAUUGAUUCAGACUCAAGCUUCAAUCGGUGAGAACAACAUAUUCUUUUUGUGCCCAUUAACUUAUUUUCUCUGACUCUGUGGAGUUUUUAAUCAUGUUUGAAACCAUCAAUAUGAUCCAGCUAAAGUAAAGCUCUUCUGUUUUAUCCUUUUGCAGUUGGCUCGCAUCCAGACAGACAGCGUGGCCGACAAGCUGAAAGAGCUGUACAGUGAUGUCCACCUGGAAAUAGGUAAGAAUCACACCUUUAUUUAUUCAGAUAAAUUAAUAUUUAUCAGAGAGGCCUUUACUUCCUGUCAGAGGAUCCUGUUCAGGUGUUUAAGCUUCAUCGUUAUUUUCUUUGACUCAAUUUCAAGAUUUCUUUUUAGAUUCUAAACCAGAUAUAUACUGUCACCUGUCUGUUCACGUUUGUGUCUUCUCUCUUUUAGUUGGCAUGACGACGACUGGAGACAAAAUCCUGGACAAAGCUUUAUCAAAGGUGACAAUAACAGGAAGACUUAAAAUAAUAUGUGACAUGAGCAACAUUAGACAGUUUUAUGCUUAAUGGUAACAAAAGAGGGUAAAAGUUUGUAUGUCUGUUCCAGAUCGGGCAGAAGAGUUUGUUCACUAAAGAGUUGGAGAACGCUCUGGAGAGGAACGAGUGAGUGUGAACAGAGUCAGCUGUGUCUGACAGCACACAGGCUUCACAACACUGUGAACCAUCAAACUGAAACAACAGUCUGAACACAGCAGUCACCAUGGCAACAUAAAACAGCAGCAGGAUGAAGUUCACACUUAUUUAUCUGUUAUGUUUGUGUACGACUCAACCAUUCCUCUGCGUUCACAGUCCCAGGUCUUUUUAAGGCUUUAUUUAUGGGCUGUGUUCUGGUUUUGAGAUUAUUAGUCUGAAAAGUUUUGACCGAUCACAUAUGAGCAUGCUGUAGUGUUUGAAAAACAGUCAGCAUGGAGAGCAAAAGCAGGAGGAACACACUCAACUGUACGAACUUUAGUACUAAGAAAAUGAAGCUCACCAUGUGCUCUAUAUAAUCAUUUCAGCCCAGGCAAUAAGUCUGCUUCACACUGCAUCCUGAGAGACAAUCAGCUCGUAGAUUAAGUAUUUUUCUUAAUUUCAUCAAAGUUAAUCAGUUGAACCUGCUCUGAACUUUCACUUUGUACAAAUCUGUGUCACAAGUUUGUUAUUGUGGAAAAUUUCAGUCCUUAAAUUUCAAGUAAAUUACCUUUAAAUGUGUUUCUUUAUGGUAAGCCAGACUGAAGCCUCUGAGUGACAUAUGAGUGACAGUGAAACUGCGACUCACUGAAACCAGAGGAACAGGUGCUGCUCCAGGACUGUAGUAAACUAAGACAUUUUAACUGGCCGCAGCAGGAUGCCUUAAAGUUAGUUAUUAUUCUCAGACACAGAUAAAGAUAACAUGAGCUCAUCACCCUAAAAAAGUUAAACUGUGUUACCUUGAAAAUCUGGCCUCUGUAGCUUCUUCCUCAUUACAAGUUACUUUCCUUCACUUGAGAGUUUAUUGUUGGUGUUAAAUAGAUUUUAAAGUGGUCAUUCAAAGUCCAAAUCGGAAGACCACUGAAGAUAUCCUGCUAUCCAGAGGGAAGCACUCUGAGUGGUUCCUCAGGUGUAUUAUGUGUUCCUGGUCUGAAGUGACCUCUAACCGUGUUCUCGUGUCCUUCAGAGUCGACCUGGUCGUUCACUCCCUCAAAGACCUCCCCACCACUCUGCCUCCAGGAUUCACCAUUGGCGCUGUGCUGAAGUAAGUCUCACAUGUGUAGAGUUCAUUGGUGGAGCUCCAAUCACAUGUUUGUUCUGUAGGUGUCUUCAGUUUUUAUUCUUGAGGGUUUUUUUUGCACAUCUGUAACCUCUGAGGGUUUUUUGUUUCCUGCUGCCUGUAGGAGAGAAAACCCCCAUGAUGCAGUGGUGCUUCACCCGAAACAUAAAGGGAAAACUCUGGAGACUCUGCCAGAAAACAGGUUCAGUCAAACAGACCCUUCAGCCCGUUGUGUUUUUGUUUUCCUCUCACCUCGUUGUUGUGGAGAAAUAACUUGACUCCGUCCUGUGUGUUGAUGCAGUGUGAUCGGCACCAGCUCGCUGCGCCGCGCCGCUCAGCUGAAGAAGAGAUUCCCUCACCUGGACUUCAAAGACAUCGUAUCCUUUCAAAGCCUUUCAGUGAAAUGAGGAGAUUUUUCAGACAAACUGAUUAUUUAGCUUUCAGAGGAGAGCGCUCACUUCUCAGGAGGAAUAUUUGUCUGUCAGAUGUUUUUCCUGAGCUGUAGUUUUUUUAGCGUGGGAAUCUGAACACACGUCUGAGGAAGCUGGAUGAGAAGGACGACUUUGCUGCUAUCAUCCUGGCUGCUGCAGGCCUCAAAAGGAUGGGCUGGGAAAACCGGAUCAGUCAGGUACCAACAGUUCUUUAUGAUCUGAAGUCAUCUGUGUGAGGGAGACAUGUCUCAUCUGACAGUCUGAUCUUUUCCUCUGCUAGAUCCUGGAUCCUGAAGACUGCAUGUACGCUGUUGGACAGGUACGAACGAGGGUCUGAGAUACAGACUCACACAUCCCUGUGAGCUCUAACUAGGAUCCCAGCUUUGACUUUGGUAGAAAACAGGGUGAAAUCAGACAUAGUUCUGACAGUGUUUCUACUGCAGUUAGUGAAAGACCCUGAAGGGAGAAGGUUGUUGGACUCAAAUCCAGCGCCAGCCUUUAGUUUACCUUCACAGGUGGAAGUAAUGCACUUCAACUCUCAUUUGUUUGGCUUCAAAACUCCACUUUGAAACCUGCUGGGUGUUUGAUACAGUCUAACAUCUGAAGAGAUAUUUUGUUAAGGACUGUGUUAAGAUACAAAAAAAAAAGGAAUUUUUGAACCAGUUUCAUUGUUUUCGACAGAAAAAUAAGUGUGAGCGUUUUUUACCUGAAUCCCAUGUCUGUCUGUUGUAUCCCACAUACUGUUCAUUUAUAUAUAUAUAUAUAAAUAUAAAGGUGUGUUUGUGUGUCUGUUGUCAGGGGGCUCUUGCUAUAGAGGUCCGGGCCAGAGAUGAAGACAUCCUGGAGAUGGUGUCAGUCCUCCAUGACCCUGACACAGUUCUGCGCUGCAUCGCUGAGAGAGCCUUCCUCAGACACCUGGUACACACACGCACACACGCACACACGCACACACGGACACACACACACACACACACACACACACACACACACACGCAAGUUCACACGUUCUUUGACUGGUUUGAAGAGUGUAUGAAUUUGGAGAUGACUGUGGGUUUGGUGAAUCUGUGUUUGUAGGAGGGAGGCUGUAGUGUUCCUGUGGCUGUUCACACUCAGGUGAAGGACUCUCAGGUGAGAACGCUCCACAAACACCAGAGUCUGUGAGGUCAACGUUUCCCCGCCAAAAUAAAACACCAAGAUAAUAUUGAUAGUAUAGCUUCAGCAUAUCCUUGCUUGUGAUUUUUCCCCUUAAACUCCGCCUGUUUGAUGAAUUCCUGCAGCUCUAUCUGACGGGGGCCGUGUACAGUCUGGACGGAUCAGACAGUCUGAAGGAAACCAUGCAGACGAGCAUCUCUGCUGCAGCUCAGAAGGUAACAGCUCAGAGCUCAGAUGUGAUUGUUGUAAACUCUUUAAACAAACUUAAAAUGGAUCAUGUGUCCAAAAAGAGCCCAGAAGGAGUGGACGAGCUGCUCCAGCGAGUGGGAGUCACAGCCAGCAAGAUCUCUGGUGAAGCCCAGGACCGGGCUGAGCGGCUGGGGAUCGACCUGGCCGACUUACUCCUGAGCAAAGGAGCCAAGGAGAUCCUGACGGUGGCCAGACAGCUCAAUGACGCCAGAUAAUCCUGACGGGGUGAGGGGCGGGUCUCCACGGCCUUGUAUGGAGUAGAUGCUUGAGUUUACUUUUCAUGUUAGAACAAGAACUUCUUAUUAUUUGAGCUCCAGAAGAUACAUUUUUGAGGACUUCAGUUUGUACCAAAGUUGUGCUCAGUUUGUUUGACUGCUGCUAAAACCACUGAGUCUGUAGCACUCCUGGUUUUGGUUCCUGCAAGUUCUUAAAGUCAGAACCUCAGAGAAGCUUCUCCUGAGCCGUGAAGCCUUAGUGGGAUCAUCAGAGAGAAACACCAAACUGCCUUCAAACAUGCUCACAGCUGUUGAAUAUCAUCACUGACUGAUAUCCUCACUGUUGAAUCUCUGUGUUGUUGUUUAUGUACUCUCAGUAUUUACAAUGAGAGCACUUUAAACUCUGCAUCCUUGAAUAUUUACUCGCUUUUACCGUUUACACUCAGCAGCUGCUUUCUCUGACGUGGUGCUGAGAUCAGAUCUCCAUGCCGAGCAGAGAAAGAGUGACACAUUAACAUAAAAAAUUCAUUCAGUGGCAAGAUUAGUGCAAAAUAUCAAACCUUUUUAUUCAUCAAUCAUUAACGACUUCUACCUCCUCACUUGCAGUAUUUUCUCAGCCCACCAGGGGGCCUCAGCUCUUACAGAUAAAUAGAUGAAGUCAGAGAUUUAAGAAGUGGAGUCCACCACAUGUAACAGAAAUUGACUGAAGAUUUCUUUAAACUUUAAGAGUGUUUUACAGCUGAACAGUCGCUCUCAUUUCACUCACUCUAAAUGUGAUUCAAGGUCAGUAUGAACUGAGUCUGUUUUCAAACAUUGAUGAUGCCCCCUGCUGGCUAAAAGGAAGAACAUGAGGUCUGUGUCCUCAAGACUGUCUGUGAUGUUUCCACAUAAUGAAAGAGGCUGACACAGUUACAAUAAACCAUAAAUAAAAGAUAUCAAAGUCAUAAAGAGGAGAGUUUACACUUUGAGGGAUGCAGUGUAGUUGGCACAUAUUGAAAACUAUCAAUUUUAGUGUUUAAGUUAUAAAAAAGCAGAAAACUAAAGAUGAUUAUUAAUAUUUGCUGUUAUAAAGAUAUGCUGUACUCCAUGUUCGAAACCAGGAGUGUUUUAAAAGCAAGGAUCCUCAAACCUGUUGCCUUUAGUGGGAAACAAAAUACUAAAUGUGUCUUCAGUGCAGCUGUUUGCCUUGAAGUUUCUCUCAAAAAGCCAUCUCAGAAAGUAUUAUUUCUCUUUGUCCAUCUAUGAAGAUCUACGAGUGCAGAUUUCUUUUGUCAAACAAUCACUAAAUUUCCAUCCAUGCUGCUCUCCAGUUUACCAUCUGAACACCCGUCAUGAUACUUUAUUUUAUUUCUUUCUUUUAUUCUGUACAAAUAAUGUUAACUUCCUUUCAACCUAGAAGUUAGGUAAUGUCAGCCAUGUUUGUUUUAAAGCUUUAAUGUUUAUUUGAAUGUGACUUUGUUUUGCUUCUUUAUGAGAACAUGGAGAUCAAGUUAAACCACUGAUGUUAAGAGACAAAUAUCAAUUAAGCUAUGGAGUCAUGUCUGGUUUUGAGACUUAUUUUAUGAAACAAACUGUCAGAGGAAUUGUUGAAAGAAACCUCUGGGUUCUGGAUUGAAAAAUAAACUAACAAACUUUUUUAAAUGUGCAA
This is a messenger RNA of Xyrichtys novacula (pearly razorfish), 7090 nucleotides long. NCBI's taxonomy places the organism in Eukaryota, Metazoa, Chordata, Actinopteri, Labriformes, Labridae. The record is from the annotation of a GenBank genome assembly.